Messenger RNA from Amaranthus tricolor (Joseph's coat), 2496 nucleotides. RefSeq names its product phragmoplastin DRP1E-like. Gene Ontology annotation, molecular function: GTPase activity; microtubule binding; GTP binding. The record is from RefSeq and is a predicted model, not a curated record. The transcript is spliced from 15 exons. The coding region runs from base 269 to 2146 and encodes 625 amino acids. Lineage: Eukaryota; Viridiplantae; Streptophyta; Magnoliopsida; Caryophyllales; Amaranthaceae. Gene Ontology annotation, cellular component: membrane; microtubule; cytoplasm.
UCUCUUUUUUUUUCCACCAAAAAAAACAUACCAGCUGACAUCAACUGACCAUAGUCCAAAUUGAACCGUUCUUUACGAUUUUUAUUUCCAUUUUCAACAAUUUUUAUCAUACAAACCCUCUAUAUUCUCUCAUCAUCUUCUCCUAAAUUUUCUCUCUCCUUAAUUUUCUGUUACCUCCAUUUUUCUCUGCUGCGAACGCAACAUCGGCUUCUGGAACUCUCUACUUAAUUUAUAGGGUUUAGAACUGUUUCAAAAAGUGAAAUUCAAUAUGGCAACCAUGGAAAGUUUAAUUGGACUUGUCAACAAAAUUCAAAGAGCUUGUACUGUUCUUGGUGACCACGGCGGUAGUGAUUCUUCUUUCUCUUCUCUUUGGGAAGCUCUUCCCUCUGUUGCGGUUGUCGGUGGUCAGAGUUCUGGAAAAUCUUCUGUUCUUGAGAGUAUUGUUGGCCGUGACUUUCUUCCUCGAGGAUCUGGAAUUGUGACGAGGCGACCGUUGGUGUUGCAAUUGCAUAAAACAGAGGAUGGUUCGCAAGAGUAUGCUGAAUUUUUGCACAUGCCUAAGCGCCGAUUUACUGAUUUCUCCUUGGUCCGCAAGGAAAUUCAAGAUGAAACUGAUCGAGUUACUGGGAAGUCCAAAAUGAUAUCGCCUGUUCCGAUUCACCUUAGCAUUUACUCACCACAUGUUGUCAACUUGACGCUUAUUGAUUUGCCGGGUCUAACUAAGGUCGCUGUAGAGGGACAGCCUGAAAGUAUUGUGAAGGACAUUGAAGACAUGGUCCGUUUGUAUGUGGAGAAGCCCAAUUGCAUUAUACUAGCAAUAUCCCCAGCUAAUCAAGAUAUUGCAACAUCAGAUGCCAUUAAACUUGCCAAAGAAGUAGACCCCAAUGGUGACCGUACCUUUGGUGUUCUUACUAAAUUAGAUCUUAUGGACAAAGGGACAAAUGCACUAGAGGUUCUUGAAGGAAGAUCCUAUCGACUUCAACAGCCCUGGGUGGGAAUAGUGAAUCGUUCACAAGCAGAAAUCAACAGAAAUGUGGAUAUGAUUGCUGCAAGGCACAAGGAGCGUGAGUACUUUGCAACUAGCCCCGACUAUUCACACUUAGCUAGCAGAAUGGGAUCAGAAUAUCUAGCAAAAAUGCUUUCAAAGCAUUUGGAGGCAGUAAUUAGGGCCCGAAUCCCUAGUAUUAUUUCAUUGAUAAAUAAGAAUAUUGAUGAACUAGAAGCAGAAUUGGAUCGGCUUGGCAGGCCCAUUGGUGUUGAUGCAGGGGCUCAGCUAUACACAAUCUUGGAACUUUGCCGUGCUUUUGACAAAAUUUUCAAGGAGCAUUUGGAUGGAGGGCGUCCUGGUGGUGAUCGUAUAUAUGGAGUUUUUGACAAUCAGCUCCCUGCUGCACUAAAAAAGCUCCCGUUUGAUCGAUAUCUUUCUUUACAAAAUGUUAAGAAAGUGGUCUCCGAGGCUGAUGGCUAUCAACCACAUCUCAUAGCUCCUGAACAAGGUUACCGCCGUCUGAUUGAAGGUGCUUUACAUUAUUUCAGAGGCCCUGCCGAAGCUUCUGUUGAUGCUGUUCACUUUGUAUUAAAGGAACUUGUGAGGAAAUCAAUUGCGGAAACUCAGGAACUAAAGCGCUUCCCAUCUUUGCAAGCUGAACUAGCUGCAGCUUGUUAUGCGUCCUUGGAGAGGUUCCGUGAUGAAAGCAGGAAGACGGUUAUCAGGUUAGUGGAAAUGGAAGCUGCAUACUUGACUGUGGAAUUCUUCAGAAGACUUCCUCAGGAAGCGGAGAAAUCUGCAAAUCCAGGUGGUCCAAAUGCAAAUGCCAAUGCAAAUACAAAUGCAAAUUUGGAUCGAUACAAUGAUGGACAUUUCCGAAGAAUAGCAUCAAAUGUCUCAUCUUAUAUACGUAUGACAUCGGACACACUUAAGAACACCAUCCCAAAGGCAACUGUUCAUUGUCAAGUAAGAGAAGCCAAACAUUCAUUGCUCAAUCUCUUUUACACGCAAGUUGGCAAGAGAGAGGGAAAACAGCUUGGGCAGAUGCUUGACGAAGACCCACAAUUAAUGGACAGGAGACUACAAUGUGCCAAACGGCUUGAAUUAUACAAGUCCGCAAGGGCUGAGAUUGAGGCUGUCUCAUGGGGCCGAUCAUAGUGUGCAGUUAACUGGAUGUGUUGGUUUGUGAUGUAUUAUAUAGUCAUACAAUUUAGCUUAUUUAAGGUCAAAUAUAUCUCGUUUUAUAUAUGUUGUAUUUUGAGCAUUCAUUUUUCCUGCAUCACAGAAGCAGGUUGUUGGAUUUGUGUACUGUACCAACAGCAUGAUCUGAACAUGCUUUGUAAAUGUCAUUAUCAUAUUGCCAGGUGAGUUUUUAACUUACCCUGUUUUUAUGGUCACCCUGUGAUGCUCGAGACUAGGGUUUUUAAUGGGCCGGAUAAAGGCCGUGUCGGGCAUAAGUAAAUAUGGUCCGGGUUGUAAAAGUCUGGCCCAACCUAACCCGGUCCAUU